This is a messenger RNA of Dama dama (fallow deer), 9622 nucleotides long. It is a transcript of the gene BCL7C, whose product is annotated as BAF chromatin remodeling complex subunit BCL7C. The coding region runs from base 144 to 875 and encodes 243 amino acids. The record is from RefSeq and is a predicted model, not a curated record. The transcript is spliced from 6 exons. Lineage: Eukaryota; Metazoa; Chordata; Mammalia; Artiodactyla; Cervidae.
UUGGGGGAGCGAGGGAGGGCGCGACCAACUCCCGGAGGGACGACGGGCCGAGAGAGCGGCGCCCCGGCCUGGCGCCGAGCCUGAGCCCGCCGGACGGGAGGCGGCCCAGCCGCGGGCUCGGCCUGGGCCCCAGCCCCGCCAGCAUGGCCGGCCGGACCGUGCGGGCCGAGACCCGGAGCCGGGCCAAGGAUGACAUCAAGAAGGUGAUGGCGACCAUCGAGAAGGUCCGGAGAUGGGAGAAGCGCUGGGUGACUGUGGGCGACACUUCCCUUCGUAUCUUCAAGUGGGUGCCAGUGGUGGACCCCCAGGAGGAGGAGCGCCGGAGGGCAGGUGGAGGGGCAGAGAGAUCCCGAGGCCGGGAGCGGAGGGGCAGGGGCGCCAGUCCCCGAGGGGGCGGCCCUCUCAUCCUGCUGGAUCUCAAUGAUGAGAACAGUAACCAGAGUUUCCAUUCGGAAGGCUCCCUGCAGAAGGGCACGGAGCCCAGCCCUGGGGGCACCCCCCAGCCCAGCCGCCCUGUGUCACCUGCUGGACCACCGGAAGGGGUCCCAGAGGAUGCUCAGCCCCCACAGCUGGGCCAGGAGAGAGAUCCUGGGGGCAUACCUGCGGGCAGCACGGAUGAACCCCCCAUGUUGACCAAGGAGGAGCCUGUUCCAGAAUUGUUGGAGGCUGAGGAUUCGGGAGUGAGGGUGACCAGGAGAGCCCUUCACGAGAAAGGCCUGAAAACAGAGCCUCUCAGGCGGCUUCUUCCCAGAAGAGGCCUCCGGACAAACGCCCGGCCCAGUUCCGCGGGGCCGCCGCCGGAGCCCAGAGCUCCCGGGGGAGGAAGCAAGGCCCCGAGGGCACCCCGGACGAUCCCCCAAGGGAAGGGGAGGUGAGCCGGCUCCCCAGGCAAGGCGAGGCCCUGAGGCUUCCCUUGGCUGCCCCAAGAUCCAGCCACCCACCCGCUCCCCCCGAGGGCGCAGAGAGCUUCCCAGCUCCACGGCCACCGUGGGAUCAUCAGGGGCGCGCGGCCCCAGCCUGCCCCGAACCUAAGGUCACAGCACUCGUCUGGCUCACCACCGACACCCGCACAGAGCAGGAUCGACAGCCCCCCAAGUGAGGGAAAGGCUCCAGGCACAAUCUGACCCGGUCGAGCGCCUGAGGACACACCGCAGCCGGAGUGCAGGCGGGGCGCCGGGCCUCCACCCCCGGAAGGGCAGCCCGGGACGUGCCCCCUCUGCUCCUGGAGACCACAUGCCCUCCCCACUCCCUCCCUCCGGCCUCUCCGGAGGCCAAGCUAGCGGGUGGGUUCAUCCAGCGCCCGAAGACCUGCAGCAAAACCUCCCCACGGGGCCAGCCUCCCCGCAGGCCCGCGUGGAUACGAGGAAACCGACCUGGGCGGGCGGGGAGCGCCCAAAGCUUCUGGCACAGCCCCAGCGGACCGGAAAAUCCCCACCUGGAGAAGGCCGGGGCGAGGGAGCCUGGCUGCACUGCUGGCCCUGUCCUAGGAAAUGUCGACAUCUCCAGUUGAUUGAGGGCUUACCCCGUGCCAGGCCAUGUGAUUUAUGGGAAUGAUCUCAUUCAAUCCUCACCACAUCCCUGGGCCAUUGGUGUUCUCAUUAUCAGCAUUUUACAGAAGAAGAAACUAAGUCUCAGAGAGGUUAAGGCACCAGCUCAAAGUCACACAGCCAGAAUGUGGCCGAACCAGCAUUCAGACCCAGGUCUGCCUACCUGACCCCACAGCCCGCCCAAGGGCACCGCUUCUCCUGCUGGCACAUGAGUGAGGGGUGCUGGCCUGACAGGACAUCUGCUUGUGAAGCAUCCAUUUUUCUCCUGGUGAUUAUAUGAAAUACUUUUUAUACUAAAGUGAGCAGAUACUCACUGGAAUGCAAGUGAACAUUUGCACCAGCAAUUGAGAUGCAACUUGUGACAUCAUAGGAAUUUUAUGCCAAGUCCAACGCUUCAAGCUCAGCCCCUGGCUACCUGAGGUGCCCUCUUCUCAGACCUCUGCCUUCGGAGGGAUGGUGACCAGGGAAGCUCUGCCCUGGACCAGCUCCUGGAUGGAACCCUCCUGGAGGCCAAGGAAGAUGGCCUUUCCCCAGUUUUCCAUCCCAUUGAGUUGCUUAAGGAUGUUCAUCCAGUUUCUCUGGCCUAAAAUUUCCAAAUUCCUGACAGAUAUCAAUCUAGGAUUGGGGAUUGGAAACCUGGAAAUCUUAGGAACUCCUGAAAUCAUAUUAUUCUGUAUAUUUCCUAACUUUCUAUAUCUUUUUAUAAUAAAUAAGAAAUACACUUUUAGUAGCAGUUCCAAAGAAUUAUAGGCUAUAGCAAAUAUUCAAAACCAGGAAAGUACUAGAGAACAUUACUGGCUAGGGUUAGGAUAACAAAAUGUUUUAAACCUUCAACAAGAUCAACUGCACUACACAGAAUCGUGUUGAAAUUGCCAAUUUAAAGACUUGUGUCUAUAACUUUUUCUCAGCACAUCAUUCAUAGGAUUUGUAUAGGAUAUACAAUACAUUUAAACAGGUUAAAUAUUUACUUUAAUUUGUGAGAAUGUCUCACUGAUAACACCAGAUGGGGCCAUGAAUACUUUUUGUUUGUUUUUAGUGACUUGUGGGAUCCUAGUUCCCUUGCCAGGGAUCGAACCUAGACCCACGGCAGUAAAUGCGUGGAGUCCUAACUAUUGGGCCUCCAGGGAAUUCCCACAAAUGUGUUUUAAUAUGGCAACAGCUACCAAAAAAGUCAUUAGACUGUGACCCAUUCUCUCCUAUGUACUCCCAUUCUAAGUUCCCGAAAUGUCUCCCUUACCCUUGGACUCCGUCAGAGUUUCCUUCUCAUGCUUUCUACUUGACAUCAGUGGAGUUCUUCGAACCAGGAACACCUCGAUGUUUAUUGUUAAGCAUUUGUUCUCACGUGAUUGGGAAGGACUUCUGCAUCAAAAUACUCUUCUAAGCUGAGCGGGACUAGCAAGGCAGAUCUGCUGCGGAAAUAGUUAUCUCAUAUACAGUAAAGUCCACGCAUGAAGCUUCACCCUUUCAGGAGCCUUAGGGCCAGAAAAGCCAGUUAUGGAUUCCAGCUCUGCCAGUUCCUGGCUGUGAGACCUUGGACAAGUCACUUUACCUCUCUGAGCUUCGAUCUAAUGGAUAGAAUGAUACCUGGGAGAUAAUGCAGUUGCUUUGUGAGGCAGUCCCGAAGACGGAAGGUUAACAAUGUGGCUUUGGAUUCAGACAGGCUGAGGUUUGAAUCCGUUAUUUACUACCUCUUUGAUCCGGGGCAAGGUCUAACCACUCUUAGCCCCACUUUUUCUCUUCUGUAAAAUGGCAAAAAAAAAAAAAAAAAACAACACAAAAAACUGAUGGAACCCAUUUCAUAGAAUUUUGGCGAGUUUCAAUGAGAUCAUCUAUGAAAACGCUUCACACAAGCAUGGUACGCUGUGAAUGCUUGAUACGUGUGGACCGGUGUAGUAAUUAUCUGCUGUAUCUACCUCACAGGGCAGUUGUGAGGAUGAAAGGGAGGUUACGGUGUGGAAGUGCUUUCUAAGCUGUGAAAUGGUCAUCCACUUGCCUUUCCUUCAGAGAUGAGAUGACCAGAAGUUACUGGCAAACCUCAGUGGUUUCUCCCAGGAAGGAGCCUGAGAAUACCUACCUGUACCCACAGAAGGUAGCUGUGUUGAGGAGGCAAUAUCACCAUGGUUACCUGAAAAAGAAGGUUUAGUUGCAAUCAGGUAGGCAAACUCCAGUGUCAUCGGAUAGGGAUUUGGAGGGAAAGCCAGUUUUCAGAAGGAGGCUUUGAAAAGAGGACAUUAUUAAACAGAGCCUACCCACCUUAGGUUUGUUUAAUAGGGAUCUAAUCAAGAGAUGGGGACAUGUAAUAGAAAGUGGUGAGGGGGCUAUUUGACCAUUGUCUGAAGCCCUGUUAUUGGCUGAACUUAAGAAACAAUCCUAUUAGUCAGAACCAGCCACCCUGCUCCUGCUGUGUCUGUACUUUCAUCCAUUCCUAGAUGGUAGACCAAACAUGGAUCAAAGGGCUCUCCAAAGAUGACCUUGGGAAAUUCUGAGAGCAGCCCCAUAAAGUAAAUACUAGCAUGAGUCCUGUUCUGCAGCUGAGGGCCUGGAGUCUGGGAAAGUUAAGUCUGUUGCCCAAAGUCACACAGCCGUUGUGGAGUCAGGAUUCAGAAAGUCCGAACCCCUAGCCUCCACCAGGCUUCCUCAGCUCACCAGGUGCCAAUGCUGAGCUUGAUCAUGAAGAAGGAAACACAGAUGUAUGGGACUCAGUGCCUCAGGGGCCUCCUCUCGCCUUCUGUGACAACUCUCAUGAUAUCAUACCUAUUUUUCUGGACAGUGUUUCUUUGCUUCCAGAAAUGUUUUCCUCUGCUUAGCCCUUAAGUCCAGGUUCUCUGGGCCCCAUCCUUGGACUCUUUUUCUUUUGUACAGAACUGUGAGAGGUCUUAAAGUCCACAGCUUCAACUGCCGAACAUAUCUUCUAUUUUUUUUUAAUUCUUUGACUGUGCCGUGUGGCUUGUGGGCUGACCAGGGAUCGAACCCAGGCCCUCGGCAGUGAAAGCGCAGAGUCCUAACCACUGGACCACCAGGGAAUUCCUCAUCUCUCCUUCUAAUCCAGACUGCCCCUCUGAGCACCAGCCCAAUGUAGCCAACUGCCUCCUUGAUAUCCUCUCUGAUUUUCCAGGCUCCCAACUGAAUUCAUCCUUUCCCCCUUACCAUGUCGGUCCUCCUGAGUUCCCCUUCCUUCUUACCAUGGCCUCCUAGUUUCAAACACUGUUGUGGGGGUGAAGAACCCCAGAAGCCUUCCCAGACAAAGCCUCUUGAGUCAGUUCUUGGGGCUACAGAGAGACUGUGAGGUGUGUUCUCUGAGAGCUGCCAAUGGUUCGGGGGUGAACUUGCACGGUGGAUUGCAUCAUUUAAUCAACUGUCUGCUAGUGCCCGGCAGUUGGCAGGGUCUAGUAACGGAAGUGGAGGAAACAUUCAUGAAUGAAACAGACAGGACCCCUAGCUUCAGGGAACUUUCAGGCCACUAGAGAAGAUGGACCUCACGCAAUCCUCCCCAAAUACAGACUCUUACCAACGGUGACAAUUCUCGUGAAGGAAAUGUUCAGUGUGCUAUGAAAGAACUUGGUAACUCUAUACUGGGUUGGAGGGUGGGGCGCUCAAAGGCCAUUCUGAGAAAGGGACAGUUACUAUAUUCCUGAGAAUCGAGUUGAGGGAACAGAACUCCAUUUAGAAGUUAACAGUAGGGUGCUGCACACAGGCCCAGAGGUGAGCAAGAAUUUGGCGCGUUGGGAAAACCGAAAGGCAGCUCGCGUCCAUGGAGCUGAGUGUGCUGGGACAUGUGGCCGACACAAGGCUGGCCUGGCUGACUGGGGACGGCGGCAGGUGCCUUGUGGGCCAUGCAAGGAGCCUGGGUUUCUUGGUUUAACUUUUUAUUUGGAAAUAAUUUUGAAGUUACAGAAAAGUACAAAGAGCAUCUGUAUGUCCUUUACUCAAAACAUCUGUUAAAAUUCCUUGUUCUCUCUCUAUAUAUUAUAGUAUAUACAUGGGACUUUUAUUCGGAACUAUUUGAGAAUCAGUUGCAUACAUCUUGUUCCUUUGCCCUGGUUGUUGUUGUUGUUUAGUCACUAAGUCUCGUCCAACUCUUUUGUGACCCUAUGGACUGUAGCCCAUCAGGCUUCUCUGUCCAUGGGAUUUCCCAGGCAAGAAUACUGGAGUGGGUUGCUAUUUCCUUCUCCAGGGGAUCUUCCCAGCCCAGGGAUGGAACCCAAGUUUCCUGCUUUGCAGGCGGAUUCUUUACCUCUGAGCCACCAGGGAAGCCCUCCUUUACCCUCAAAUACUUAGUGUUUCCUGCCUCCAUGCAGUAAAGUUAUCCACUUCACUAAAUUUCACAUCGAUGCAAUAUGGUAUCUCAUUUACCAUCCACUUUGUCAAUUAUCUCAAUAAUGUCCUUGAUGUAGUAUUUUCCCACAUAGUCCAGAAUCCAGUUAGAAACGAUGUAUUGUAUUAAAUUGUCAUUUCUCCUUAGUCUCCUUUGAUCUGGAAUAGUAGCCUUUGUCUUCUUUUUAUCUUUAAAAAUUCUUUUUUAUUUUUAAUUGAAGGAUAAUUGCUUUACAAUAUUGUGUUGGCUUCUGCCAUACAGCAACAUGAAUCAGCCAUAGGUAUACCUAUGUCCCCUCCCUCUUGAACCUGCCUCCCACCUCCAAGCAUUGUCUUUUAUGACAUUGACGUGGUGGAAAAAUGCAGUCUUCUGCUUUAAUAGAAUGUUUCUCGUUUGAGCGUUGUCUACUGUUUCUUCAUGAUCAUACAUGGGUUAAGAAUUCCUGGCUGUAAGACUGCAUAAAUGUUGUUGUUUCCUUCUCAGUGUGACAACAAGAGGCAUACAAUGUCUGUCUGCUCCUCCUUAGUGAUUUUAAUUUUGUCCUAUUUCUCCAAUCUCUAGUUAAAAAAAUUUCCCUUGUAACUGACAAGCCGUCAGGGAGAUACAUGACCACCAUAUUGUUGUUUUAGUUGCCAGUCGCGUCCAACUCUCGUGACCCCAUAGACCAGGCUCCUCUGUCCAUGGGAUUUCCCAGGCAAGAAUACUGGAAUGGGUUGCCAUUCUCCAGGGGAUCUUCCUGGCCCAGGGAUCAAACUCAUGUCUCCUUCACUGGCAGGCAGAUUCCUUACCACUGAGCCACUUGGGAAGCCUAUAUGACUACCAAGCUGAUGUCCUAUUCCCUAGAUUAUUAAAUAGAUGAAAUUGACUAUCUCUUUCUGAUUCUUACCUGAAUCAGAUCAGUCUUUAUCAUGAUGGUUACAAAAUGGUAAUGUCAACUCCAGGACUCCUUCCACUUGACAUUCCUCUGCCUACUUAUUUAAUAUUUAUUAUCAGUAAGGACUUUAAGAUUUCUUUUAUUUUCCAAUAAUUUUAUAGUUAUGAGCCUUACUUAUCUUGGUGCUCAGAUUGCCCCAGAUUUGGCCAGUGGGAGCCCCUUAAAACUAGAAGCCUGGUUGUUAUCCCCAAUUCACUGGAGUAGCGUGCUUCUGUUUACACAGAUGACCACCUUUGGGUAUGUGACUGUGUGUUGUAGGGGCUCAGAUGUAGGAAGACCCUGUGGGGAAGUUCUUGUGUGGAGAGAAGAACUCUCCUGUGGGGAGAUAUGGCUUAGACUGGGGCGGUGACAUACCGGAUGGAUGGAAAGAAUAGAUGGAUGUUUGAGAAACUUCGGCGGUAGAAUCCACAGGACUUAGUGGGGUGGGGGUGGGGUAAAUGUGUGAGCCAUCAGAGAAAGGGGAGUCAGGAGUGGCGAAGCAGCUGAGUGGAUGGUGGAGUUUACUGAUGCGGGGAAGACAAGCUGCGUAAGGGGAUCAGGUGGGAAGGGUCUUUUAGACAGUCGAGCUUGAGAUGUGUUUGACAUCUAAGUGAGGAUGUCAGUAGACAAUGGCUUAUACUGUUCUGGAGCUGACAUGAGCAGUCCAGACCAGAAGAAAAUCUGGCACUGCUACAGAUGGAUGAUUCCUGAAUCCACGGUCCUGGAUGAAAUGCUGUGAGAGAGAAAGGUGGAGGAGAGAGAGGGACCAGACCGGGGAAUCCUGAGGGAGUUUGCUGUUUGGGGGCCUGGAGGGGUGCACGGCUGGAGAUGGCAGUGGACGGGUCUGUGGGGUCAGAUCCCAUGGAGGCUGGAAUGUCAGGCCAUAUCCUGAAGGUUCCUGGGAUGCAUUGAAGGGUUCCAAGUACGGGACUGAGUGACAGGGAACCAUCCGAGUUUUAGAAAGAUUGUUCCAAGAGCCAAGUGGGGGUGAGUUGGAGGGUCGUGACUGUAGUCACGCUGUGGUUCUUUCUAAAGUAAAUCAGCUUCUCUUUUGCCCCUGGAGCUCACUCAGAUGGAGACCUGUGCCUGAAGGCCCUCUCCUUGUCCAUCUGGGCACAAACAAGAUGAUCAAAACAUCUGCCCAGCUGCUCCGAGCAAUCCCCGGGUAACGUGACGGCAAACUCCCAUCUCCUUGCCUCGUUUUUGGCUGGAGAGUUUUUCUUGCUGGGGGAUGAGGGUGGGGUGAACCUUUUGAGCCAGGCGCUGCGUAAAAUGUGCAGGGGAUGGUCUCCGAGGUUUGUGGGAGUCUGCUUUGAGUUUAAUGUGGUGUCUGUCAUCUAGGCAUGCUGCCCAUUUAAACUGGUGUGCUGUCCCCUCCCCACCCCCACUCAUGCAGGGGAAGGUGGGUUGCGCCAGGAAGAACAUCUCAUGCAUCCUCCUCUUACCAGGGGUGGUGCUGUGUGGCGGACCUGCAGUUCUGCCUAGACGGUGCCGGCUGCCCAUUUGGAUGGAGACACAGACAACCAAAGGCGGGCAUUUCAAGAGACCAGAGGGAGGGGCAGGUGCCCUGGAAGCCCAGAAAAGGCAAGAUUGUUUCUGGUUGGAGAAGUCAGGAAAGGUUCACCUGGGGAAGAUGGUGUUUGAAUCGGGCCUUGAGGAUAGAGGAUUAUGCAGUGAAAAAGAGGAAAUAAGAAAAAAAAAAAAAUCAAAGUCCCACAUCCUCAUGUUUUAUUGACAUUGUCAGUACAGUCAUUAUUGGUUGCCUAAAUAUCCCAGCAGGCAGAUCCUCCUUUGCUAGUUCUCUGACCAUGGGAAUAGUUCAUUCCAGGCCUCAUGACAUAGGCUUGGGGCCUGUAACGGGGCAGCGGGGGGAGCAGAAGCAGCUUGGGAUCAAAUACAACUCGGGAAUCCGUGCUUGAGCCCCCCUGCUCACGCUUCCAUUCAGCCAAGGACCCACCACAUCCCAGGCCCUGAGGAUACGACGAUGAGGAGGACAUGCUCCUGUUCCGAAGAUCUCACAUCUGCUAGAAAGGGGGUCUCAGGUGGAGAGGAUUUAUUGUAGGGCACGUGUAGAUGCCACCAGAGAGGCACAACGCGUAGGAGCUGCGGUGCUGACGCAGGGAAGGGGCUGAAGCGCGCUGAGGCCUUGGGAGUGGAUGAGCAUGUCAGGCGGAGCGAGAAGGGGGAUGUUCAAGGGCACAGGUCAGAGGGCCAAGUUCAUGCGGAGCACCAAGGUGCUUCCCUGUCCGCAGGCCAGAAGGUACAUCUCUCCUCCUCUUGGGCUUCCGGGCAUUCUUUUUUUUCCCGUUUUCUACUUCAAAUAUUUCCCAUUUGGGGAGUAGGGGAGUAUUUUAUACUCUUCAGAGAUCUCAACUUGCAUGCUUAAUUCAUUCGUUUUUUUCUCUUUUUUUGACACUAAAAGCAUUGAAUGCUGUUAAUUUCGCCUCUGCAGGUAGCUUUGACUGUAUCCUUUUAUUAUGAUUAUCAUUAUCCCAAAAUAGUUUGCUUUUUAUCCUUGAUUUACUUCUUGUCCUAAGGGUAAUUUGAGAUGUUAUUUAUGGUUUUCAGUUUCUGAGUGGUGUGUUUUAUAUAACUGUUAGUGGUACUGCAUUUUGAUCUGAGACUGACUUCUAGAAUUUCCACUUUUCAAAAUUUACCAAAAUAUUCUCUGUAGUUUAAUAUUUAUUGAAGUUUGUCACUGUCCAUGAAACUUGAAAUGAAGGUACACUAUUUGUUUUCAAGGUCAAAAUUUCAUCUGUUCCUAUCUUUUUAUGUCCUUAUUUAUUUUUUGGUUAUUUGUUCAGAACACGUGUUAGAAUAUUUCCAAUAAAACCGUUUUUCAUGUUU